UUGCCUCUAUGCAUCGUAGGAACGAUGUUAGGCCACCACCACUAUCCAAAUGCGGAGAAAUCCCAACAAUUGAUCAACUAUGUGGAGGAUUAUCUGGAAUGUGUUGAGUCCCUUCCUCUGGACAUACAAAGAAAUGUUUCUCUGCUACGCGAAAUAGAUUCAAAGUAUCAAGAGGUGCUCCAGGAGGUCGACGACGUGUUUGAGCGCUACAAGGGCGAGCAGGACGCCGCUCAACGCAAGCGGCUCCAGGGGCAGCUGCAGCGCGCGCUCAUCCUCAGCCAGGAGCUAGGCGAUGAGAAGAUCCACGUGGUCACCCAGAUGACCGAGCUGGUGGAGAACCGCUCGCGGCAGAUGGACAGCCACUCCCAGUGCCUCCAGGAGCCCGCCGAGUCGGAGCGGCCCCCCGCCGCGGUCGAGAGGCGCUCCGGGCCCCCCCAGGAGCCCCCGGCGCCGCCCGAGCGCUCGUCCGCCCGCCGGCCCCGGCGCCAGCGCAACAGCGAGAGCCGGGACUCGUGCCACAAUUCGGCCAACGGCUCGCUGGCGGACGACCCGGUGGACGAGCCUCCGAGCUCGCAGCCCCGCGAGAAGAAGUCCAAGUCGGCGAAGAAGAAGAAGCGCAAGGCCAAGCAGGAGCGCGACGCGUCGCCCGUGGACUUCGCCAUCGACCCCAACGAGCCCACCUACUGCCUGUGCGAGCAGGUGUCCUACGGCGAGAUGAUCGGCUGCGACAACGAGCAGUGUCCCAUCGAGUGGUUCCACUUCUCCUGCGUGGGCCUCACCUACAAGCCCAAGGGCAAGUGGUACUGUCCCAAGUGCCGGGGGGACAGCGAAAAGACAAUGGACAAAAGCCUGGACAAGAACAGAAAGGACCGACGGUCGAGGUAGCUCAGCGGCGCUCCUUCCCUGCCUCGGCCCGUGAAUGUGCGACAGAUCCGUCGAGGACUCUUAUGUACUGGUGCUUACCCCCCCCCCCCCCCUCCGUCAAAGGACUUGUUAGUUAGUGUUGUACGGUUACAUCACUGGUGGUCACCGCUGGCUGGCUAUAUCUUGGUUUUAUAGUCAACGGAGAGGUCAUCAUGUUGUUGUUGUUGUUGUUGUUGUUGUGACAUUUCCUCAGUCAGGGACAGCCAUUGCCUUGUUUUGUUUUUUAUUUGUUCCGUGAAACAUUCUGGUUCUCAGUGUGAAUGAGCAAAAUGUGUAUCCGUUUUGGUUUGCGAUUGUUGUAGAAAACACUCUAGUUUAAUACAAAGCAAUGUCUUUCCAUGUCUUUAAUGAGUUAUUUUUUUAUUGGAACGUCUGAACGGGUCAUUCCUGAAUCCAUUGAAACCCUUCUGAACGUCUCUCAGCCUGAUCAAGGAUGGUGGAGGCCCGCAUGAUUCUCGGAAAAUAAGCGUUUGUGUGUGACGUGUCUGAGGGGUCAGCAUUAAGACCCCAGAGGAGCUCUACACCUCUCUUUGGACCUCGUUCGUAUUGUUAAGCACUCCCUUGAUUUCACUGUUUUUUUUUUGUACAACAUAAUGAUAUAUAUAUAUACAAAAAUAAGCACAUUAAAACAAAGUUAAACAGACGAGUGAGCAAACGUUUCACUGUUUCUUUCCCCACUAGGCAAAGGUGGUGAUAACAUCGAGUUUCCUUUGCGUCGUUUUUACAUGGUUUGCAGUCACACCUGGCUUUCAUUUGUAAUCAAUCCCCAAAUCCCAUUGCUACAAAUGUCUUUUCAACACUAUUAAAUCACGACAACUAAUAACACUAAUAUUGUGAGUGAACCCAUUUGACUCUUGUGGUAUAAAUCACCCAGACUACUGAUAUAAUCAAAAACAAGAAGCAAUGACUCCGUUGUGCAAAUCUACAAUCAGGUGCUUGGAGAGGGCAAGAUAGAGCCUUUCACAUCCUCUUUUGAACUGAAUAACCUCAAACCUCUGGUCCUUGUGUUUCUCAUUUUUAUGAGCGAUCGUUGGGCCAAUAGCCUAAAGUCAAGCCCUAGCUCUAUACAGUGAAUGUUUCUGGUUUUCUCUGGUAUUCUGACUGAAGGGGUCUCUCGAAUCUACUACGGCCGUUUCUGUCCCAAGAACGCCAUAGAUGUGUCUAAGCAGCCCCACCACAACACUAACACUCCAUCUUCAUGUCCAAAGUGAGUAUAUUUGCACCGUUUUACAUCAACAUCACCCAAGUUAAAAAUUGUACAACAAGUGCAUGGUACACUCCAACAUUCAGACUCUGGAUUCUUUAUUAGAGUUGAAAGAAACGAUUUGUCACAGUUGCAAAGUUUAACAUUGAAAAUAAUAUUAACAAAAUACUUGUACAAAUACAUCACACAUGCUCU
Messenger RNA from Gadus chalcogrammus (walleye pollock), 2323 nucleotides. RefSeq names its product inhibitor of growth family, member 2 (gene ing2). The transcript is spliced from 2 exons. Lineage: Eukaryota; Metazoa; Chordata; Actinopteri; Gadiformes; Gadidae. The record is from RefSeq and is a predicted model, not a curated record. Gene Ontology annotation, biological process: positive regulation of DNA-templated transcription. Gene Ontology annotation, cellular component: nucleus. Bases 25 to 885 code for a protein of 286 amino acids.